AUGUCAACUUGUGACACGCGUGUUUCCUGUCCGGACCCCUUGUUGAACCGUCAACUUGAAAAGCUGGGGAGUUGUCCUACUCCUUCAGUUGUUCAGACGUCGCUUCCCCGGUUGACUUUCGGUGCUUACGCGGUCGACGGAGGAAACGGUAGCGUGGCGGCGGAGACACACGGACGGAACAUUAGCAGGUGGCCCCCCUAUGCCACUUUUGGAGGCAGGGAAACAAGCAGCCCAUGA
Molecule: messenger RNA, 237 nt
Organism: Colletotrichum orchidophilum
Lineage: Eukaryota; Fungi; Ascomycota; Sordariomycetes; Glomerellales; Glomerellaceae
Exons: 1
Coding region: 1-237 (78 amino acids)
Source: RefSeq, a predicted model, not a curated record